AUGGCGAACUUGAAGGCCAUGCUCUGCCUGGCGCUGAUAGCCACAAGCGCCUCACAAUCCUCUGCAGACAUCGGCAGCUUCUUUCACAGCCUCGGGGACACGUUCAGCAGCGCAGGCAGCACCAUCAAGGACGGCGCCCAGGCAACCUUCCAGGUCGUCAAAAACGGGACAGUUGAGGCUGCAAAUGUCACAGGCAUGCCCUCUCAACCUACUGCAAAACCACCUCUGCCGUGUGAAGCAUUCAAGAAUGCUGGCAGUGCUGUGGUGGACGGGGCGAAAGAUGCUUACAACAAGACUGCCACAUACGCGCAGCAGCACUUUGAGGGGACACGGAGAGAAAUCAACACUCUGGAGGCAGUGCUGAAGAACACAACGUCUGACCUCAAACAGACGGUAAUAAAUUUCAAGGACAGCGCGAUGCGCGAGCUGCGGCCCGUUACGGACGAAGUGGAGGCAGCUGCCGAGCGGCUGUCCAACACGACCGUAAGGGUCGUCUCCGACGGCGUCUCCGGCGUCGUGUCAUUUGGGAACGACACCUGGCACGCGAUCACCGAUGAGUCAGCUGCCCUUGGCCCUGCUGUCCAAGCCUCUGCUGGCAAGCCAGACCCGGUGACGGUGGACGCGACGGAUGCGCGCUCGAUUCUGGCGGCUCUGGCGCGCAACGCGAGCGACGGAGGUUUCCCGGCGCUCGCGCAGAGCAUCGUGGUGGCUCUCGCAGAGGGCCGCGGCCGCGCCGUCUCCGACGCCGUUGCCUCCGCUCUGGCAAUUGACGGCGGCAGGAAUGCCAGCCAGGUGUCGCAGGGCCUGGCGCAGGCGUUUGCAACGGCGAUGCUGGCGGCAGGGAACGCCGCGGUGCAGAAUGCGGCGCGCAUCAAUUCGACGGCGAUAGCGGAAGCAUACAUUGCAGGGCUGCAGGACGCUGUGGGCAACUGCACUGCUGCUACAGAGACCAGCAUUCCGCCCAACACCCAAGCCUGGUUCCAGUUGUACGCGGACAAAUGCUGCGGUGAAGUGACAGAUACGCUCAGCCGCAUGUCAGUCAUCAUGCAGCAGGUUCCUGACAGGGCUGCGUCUGAUGCAUGGUUCAGCGCUCUUGGCGCGAGCUACGAGCUUGGGAGGACGCCUGUAUUCAAUCUGGCGAGAUGCCUGGCUGCAGACAAGGCAUUCGUGUCUGCACAGGUGGCAUGAUAGCAUUGCGUCGGACUCUUAUGAUUCUUUAGAUCAAGAACCCAAUUGAACACAAUCAAACUGCUGGACCUAAAUUGUUUGAGAGAAUUAUUGCUGGAACUCUACGGUUUGUGCAUGAUAUUUGAGCGACCGUCUUUUGCAACUGAUGCAAUGGCUGGGUGCGCACCACUGGGUGAAUUGCAUGCAUGUUCAGAUGAGAUUUUGCUGAGAUGAGGCAUGGCAUAAGGCAGUAGCCACGGAACUUCAAGAACAGAUGUGUGGAAUCAGGAACGGAACUGAAUGGUGAAGUACCAGUUGAUGAAGGCAAGGCGCAAUAAGCAUCUAAGAUUGGCAUAUGCAAAGCUAAUAUGACUC
This is a messenger RNA of Coccomyxa subellipsoidea C-169, 1542 nucleotides long. RefSeq lists its product as hypothetical. Lineage: Eukaryota; Viridiplantae; Chlorophyta; Trebouxiophyceae; Coccomyxaceae. The transcript is spliced from 6 exons. The record is from RefSeq and is a predicted model, not a curated record. The coding region runs from base 1 to 1188 and encodes 395 amino acids.